Molecule: messenger RNA, 3316 nt
Organism: Dreissena polymorpha
Lineage: Eukaryota; Metazoa; Mollusca; Bivalvia; Myida; Dreissenidae
Product: mucin-5AC-like
Exons: 13
Coding region: 143-2836 (897 amino acids)
Source: RefSeq, a predicted model, not a curated record
UUCUGCUCUAUCUUUGGGUAAACAUAUCUGUAGAUGAAGUUUUGCGGCUGUUAUCCGGAUAGAUGUUUACUAAGAGCGUAUGUUUAUCUGGGUGUGUUUAAGGUUUCGCAAAGAAGUGAGAGGACGUUUUUAAGUUUCCGUCAUGCAGUCACGUCAGUUGACGAUGAUACGUUUAUUGUUGCUAUUGAGCGUUACCGUGCCGUUUGCGGAAGCUAAUGGUUGUACAACUCAAGUGUCGUCUGCUGGAGUCCUUAACCUUCAGAAUGACAUCGACGCCACCUCACAGUCGCCGACACAGCCUGCGUCUCAAGUGUUUGCAGGGGGAUGGUGUGCCAAUACCGGAGCGAAUAAAGCGCAACUCAAUGUUCACUUCCGGAACGGAUAUGGAAUCAAGGGCAUUAUCAUAUAUCCUUUGAACCCGAUCAGUUACUCCAAACGCGUGCACGUGCAGUACAUCCCGAAUGGCGGGAAUCAGAUUCAGGAAUUUCCGGUUCCAGGCGGUCAGCUUACUAUGGAACUCAAUGCCAGUCUAUCGUACAGUCAGAUGGGUUUCAGUCAAGGCAUCGCAGUCACGCAGCUGAGGUUUGAAGUCUUGUCACAUCAGGGACCCCAAGCCUGUAUGAAGCUUGAACUGAUCGGAUGUCCACUCGAUGAGCUGUGCCCGGGAGGUUGCCAGAACAACGGUAUCUGUCAGUAUGAGGGUCACUGCGCAUGCCAAACAGGAUGGGAGGGGAUGAACUGCGAAUUGAAACAGUGCUCCCCACAGAAGCUGGGUCUGGCGGACGGAAGGAUCCCGGCCUCAAACAUCCUGGUCUCCUCGCAAGAUCCAAACCAUCCAAAAGAGAAGCUGGGCACAGACGGCUGGUGUCCGACCCAGACAGACCAGUCACCCUGGGUGCAAAUCACGCUAGACAAGCCGACGGCCGUCAGUGUGUUUGAAUUCGGCUUUCUAACACGCCUUCAGAGUGAUCCAGAAAGAAUGUUCAUGCGAGAGUUCAAUCUUCAGUACAUCGCACCAGUUGACUCUACGAGAAGUCUGCGGACUUUUGCCGACAACAUUCCGGCUCUAAAUAGGACGCACUAUUCCACAGUGAGCACCAAUCCCGUGAUAGUAACCGACACAAUCAGGAUAGUCUCAGUGAGUCAGGAAAUCAGAGCUUGCUUCAAACUGGAACUUCAAGGCUGUGAUCCGACAGCGAUGUGCACGGCCAACUGGUGCAAGAACAACGGCACGUGCAUCGGCCAGAACGUCUGCAAAUGUCCGACAGGAUACUUCGGGACACAGUGCGGUCAGACACCAAACCAGAUUGUGGCUACUAAGCUGUCGUUCGUCAACAUCACCAACAACACUGUCAUCACGGCCGUUCCCUCAAUCAGCUUCGCCGUGCAAGGAAAUGUCAACUUAACUGCGGUUCCCGGAAAACCGGAACCAGUUCUGACCAUCCAGGGAACCAACGUUUGCAUUAAGAUGAACGUCUCCGCCACCUCGGCGUCGUGUAUCACCGACAUCGACCUCUGCCUUUCCGGUUUCACGUUCGCCAUGGACGUAAGCUUUAAGUCACUUCUGGACAACACGUACAUAGUGUCAAGCGGCGGGAACCUGCCUGGUCAUAAGGGCGUGGCACUGUAUUACUCUCAGAACCACCUCUACUAUAUCGUCAGUUCGUCUACGUUCACCUGGACGCUAGUUGUGACCUACACACCUGCUCUAAAUGUCUGGCAACACUUCGAGAUCACCUGGAACCCGCGCUUGGGUGUGGAACUUCUGGUGAACGAACAUUCCUUGGGGACCAAUGGUAGACCCAACCCUAGCGGAGGCUCCACCUCUCUGCCUCUAGCUAUCGCCUGCAGUCACGGGCAGUUCGCAGUCAAUGUCAACAUGAUGGUCACGGGCAUCAUUUCCUGGAACUUUGAUAGGACGAUGCUGGUCAACGCCGGUAUUAAACCAGCACCGGAUACGACAACUGCAGCAUCGACAUCACGUGCACCGCCUCAAACAUCCACGACGACAUCAACAACAACAACAACAACAGCAGCAGCAACAACAACAUCUAUGACACCAAAUAUACACUCAACAACAGCACUUCCAUCGUCAACAUCAACACUACAGUUAACAACAACAACAACAAAAUCACCACCACAACCAACAACAACAACCCAAACGCCGGCGAAAAUACCGAGCUACGGCUGGAACCUCUUAAACAUCAACCACGCCGCUGUCGUGAUCGGCGUCGACUACAACCUCACUGUACACGGCACGCGGCCCAUUCAUAACGUUGGCGUCCACCUGAGCAAUUCCGGGUCUUACAUUAUGAUAACCGCACCUCCGGACAGUUGUCUACUCAACCCAGCGGCCUGCACCACCCUCGGACUGACUCUCCAGAUCACCAUGCAGUUCCACAAAAUCGAGGAGAACACGUACAUCCUUACAAGCGGCGGACAGACGCCCGACGGCGUCGGCAUCGCGAUCUUGUACCGCUAUGGAAAGUUCCAGUUUGUGUUGACCACAUUCAACAUGUCCUGGUUCGCGAGCGUCGGGCGGGAAGCGCUUCCGGCCGACUGGUUAUGCAAUUUCUUGCUGUCACGGAGUCUCGAUACGGGCAUUGAAAUCUUCGUGAACAACGUGCUGUUUGGUUAUAGCAGAACGCCCGCGCCGCACCGGCCAACGUCUCCAGCCUACGCGCACACCAUUUUCAUCGGGAAACAGCCGUCAACGUCAACAGGCGUCAGCGUUGACUUCACGCUUAAGGAAUUCACAUUUUGGAAUGCUCGGAUCGAAGUGUUGGUCGACAAAGGAAUCUUCAGACCGCCCGUUAGGCCUGUGUUGGUAGGAUGACGGGCGUACCACAAUCAUAUAAUCAGCUAAAGAAUGACAAUUUUAUUUUUCUUCAAUAUGUUGUCAAGCUCAACCAAGAAAAAAAAAGAAGUUGAACUCUGUAUAGAAAAAAUGAUGUUUUUCAAUCCCUAUUCAACCUGUGCUGUAUGUACGGAUUAAAAUAACUGAUGAAAAAUACAGUGCUGGAGUUCAUAAUAAUUUGAUACUUUAAUAAAUCACUUGCUUUUCGUAUUUCUAUCAAGACAUUGUUACAAAUUAUGGUUAGCUUUAACAGUAAACUAAAAAUAUGUGGUGGUGGCGGAUAAUUAUGGGAUAUGAAGAGAAUAACAGGUUACAGUCAGAUCUUUUGUUAAUCAUGUGAUGCUUAGAAUAAAACAAUUAAAUUUGUUAAAUUGAUAUCCCCCGACAAAUAAUCUUUGUUUAUGGAUUGGUGCAAAUCCCUUGAUAUAUAAUAUAAUUCUAAAUAAAUAUUUAAAUGUA